Messenger RNA from Alternaria burnsii, 6816 nucleotides. RefSeq lists its product as uncharacterized. The record is from RefSeq and is a predicted model, not a curated record. Lineage: Eukaryota; Fungi; Ascomycota; Dothideomycetes; Pleosporales; Pleosporaceae. The transcript has 2 exons. The coding region runs from base 1 to 6816 and encodes 2271 amino acids.
AUGUCGACCUUGAGGCUCGCAACAGCUGCUAACAUACGCGCUUUCCAAAUUUUGACCGACGCUCUUAGUGUAAGCGACAGUAAGUCUACGGAAGAAGUAGACGGCGAUGCGCUCGAGGACGAGAUCGGAAGGUUCAGAGUGUGGGCCGGUAAUCUGGGUGCGCUGCAGAAAGGUCACAGCUCGCUAGACUACAGGCUACGCGACUCCCCGAAUCUGCUUAGCAGUGCACUCAAGCUUCUGAACGAGCUUGAGCACAACCUCAAUGAGACCUUUGCAGUCAUAUCUGGAGCUCGCCUACCUUACGAGGCGCAAACAUCGACGGAAGAAGUUGAGGAAGAUGAAAACGACGAUGGGUUUUUCAGCGAAGAAGACGACAGUGAUAGCGAUGGGCCCAGGAGCGAGUUGAAGAUGAGGUUUGAGGAGGUGGUUGACAUCAUCGACAAUCUCUACAAGCUUAGCGUACGCAUCAGAACGCCUAGCAUACACUCAAGAUCACUUAAAGCUUCCUCUUAUAUGCCAAAAGAUCCAGAGACCGGAGUGGAUAUCCUUGAUGCUUAUGCUGAGUUGGACAGAAAGCAUGUCCAGGAGCUACUCCUGCAAUUACGCAAACAACAUCCUUCGGGGGCUCAAGAAGAACAAGCCUCUCUGGUUGAGAGGCUAAGCUCCUCUAUCACGCUACGUAGGCGGCAUUUCAAGUACUGGAAGCGACACCGUGACAAACUCGGCGCUUCUGUAAUUCCUGAAGAGGCACCGGAGCCUGUCGUACCUGCUUCACGUGAGGCACCUAACACAAUCCGUAAUGAGAACCUCGAAGCCUUUCCAACAACCCCGAUGAUCACCACCUCAAGACCGACGCCAAGCCAGAAGACCGGCAAGACUCUCUUGUCAGGCACCGAAGUGACACAUCAUCAUCAGUCUCUAGAUGACAUAGUGGAUACCAAGUCGGUGACAAGCUACGCUGUGACAGUGCGGGAUCUGCACGGGAAAGGCAUUGAAUUACCGCCUCCGCCCAAAGCUGCCAACGGCGACAAAGACUUCGAGUGUUCGUAUUGUUGGAUUGUUUGCCCUGCAAGAUAUGGCAAAGGACGAGCUUGGAAGACGCAUCUGCUACAAGAUCUGCAACCAUAUAUCUGCACUUACGAGGACUGCGAGAGCUCUCAACAGCUCUUCCGUAGUCGCCGGGAGUGGGCUGAACACGAAGCGACUCAUCGUAAACUAUGGCGAUGUCCAGAACACGCAGCGGCCUUGUACAGCUCUGUUUCUGGUCUUGAGACCCAUCUUCGACAAGACCAUAAUGGCAGCUUCCCUGAAGAUCAGAUAGCAGUCAUUGCCAAGAUCGGGGAGACGACAGCGAUGGAUACACGCACCAAGUGUCCGAUCUGCUAUGUACCUGCAGAUACUGCCGGUCUAGGUGAUUUACAAAGCCACAUCGCAAACCAUCUGGAACGCUUCGCUACCUUCGCACUGCCUCACGGGAGGGAAGACGACGCAGACGGCGCAAGCAGCAUCGCAAGCCGUGGGAGUUCCAAAUCUCAAUCCCUACCUGACUCAGUCCGCACAGACACAAGCAUUGAUGAAAUCGAGCUGGAAGAUACUGCAAAAUUGGAGGAUUCCUCUGAGAUCCUCCAUGUAAAGGAGCCCGGACAGAAUUUACUGUCCGCAGAGAGAUUGCAGCAACUUCCCGACGAGAGUCAUAAUCGGUUCGCGUUGAUCGCAAGCCAAUCGAAUGAUCUGGAGGAUUCGGAAGAGGAGCAACCUGAUGAUCAGAUUGACGAAGACGUAUCGCUUUCACACAAGAAACACCUAGACCACGUGGAAGCAUUCAGACAACAUGUCCUGACCCUUCCAGGGGCCUUGUCCGUUCGAUUUUAUCGACGCUAUGGUUCCUGGCGUGGUUCCAUAACUUUCGCUGAUGAUUGGGUUGGUGAGGAGGCGCUGAAGGUCUUCGAUACUCAGCGCUUCCCCAACAUGGAUUUCAAACCCAAAAAGGACACGAGCAAGUGGAAUUUCACCAGGAUCAACCUGCCAGAUAAAAAAGAGCAUACGUUCAAUCGCCAGUCAACGGCGGAUACACAGGCUACCGAAGAUGCUGAGACAUUUUCAACUGGAUCUGAGUUGUACGAUCAAGAAGUUGAAGAUUCAGAAAAACAAGCAAUUAUCUCAACAGCCGACAUCCCCACAUUGCGUUCCCUGUACCAAUCUCGGCGGCUGUUGCAGCGCGAUCAGAGCUUUGCGCCAAACGAUGCUUAUAAUCAGAUGAUCUCGUUCUGUCAUUACGAUCUGACAAGGAUGAGAGUAGAUGCCAUUGUCAAUAAUGCUCCAUCUAACUUCAAGGCCCAACCUGAUCCAAAAUCGUUGCAUUAUGUUAUAUACCAAAGGGGAGGAUCAGGUCUCAGGAACGAGGCAAGAUCAAAGCCUAGAGUCAAGGCGGGUCAGGUCGAGCUUACUCAUGGACACGAUCUUCCGGCUUCGUGGGUGAUACACGCUGCAGCGCCAACAUAUACCGGUUCCAAAGGUGUCGGUCAGUUCAACAUUUUAAGCGCGUGCUAUCGUGAGGCUCUGAGAACAGCUGCCACUUACGAAUUCAAGACGAUCGCUUUUCCUUGCCUAGGCACUGGAGGUUGCAACUUUCCGCCGCGUGUUGCUGCACGCAUUGCGCUGCAAGAGAUCAGAGAAUACCUGGACGCACAUCCUGAGCAUCGCCCCGAGCGAAUUAUCUUUUGCGUAAAGGCAGCGAUCGAUGAGAAGGCGUACACAGACUUCUUACCGGUCUUCUUCCCACCUACGCAUGGAGAUCUCGACAGAGCGAGAACAUCGGACUGGUCAGCGAAUCGCGCCGCGUUAUCAGCUCAGAUACUAGAGGCACGUACACAGCUUCAAAAGGCCUUGACUGACAUGUCCGACACCUACGUUUUUAGAUCGCAGACUGCUGAGACUAACGUAUGUGCCCAUGACAUGCGGAGGGUCGAUUCUGCGCUGUUGUCCAUCCGCAACUAUCUUUUGGGAUCAAAGGAGCUUAAGCGAAGUCUUGCAGAUCUCAAUUUACUGUGCUCUGUCAUAUCGACCGCGUGUAGUACCAUAUCGGAGAUCGCAGAACGAGCGAAAGAAGUAGGCUUCACCAAGGAGGAGCAAAAUUUCUGGGACGAAGCCAACACUGGUAUGCAAGCCAGCCAUGGAUUCGAUCUUUCGACUCUCUUCGACUAUUGCUGGAUGUUUGCGAACAGCUUAGAUGGCGUCAUAGCAGGCGAUAGGAAGGAACCGGAUUCGAUGGCAAGAGCACGGCAAGUCUUGGAGAACUACGCUGUCAAACAGAAAAGUCAAAAUGCGAAAGGUAUCCGCGAUCAUCUGGACGAAGUCAUACAUGUGCGAAAAUCCGAAGCACCUAUCUCGAACAAUCGAGAAAUCAUCCAAGUUCAUCAGAUACCUUCCGUUGCGCGGCUCUAUCUACUUGGCGACCUUGAGGCCAAGCCAACGAUGGCGCAACCAUCCACUUCAUUCAACCAUACUGUCUGUUUGCUAAGGGAAGAUAUCACCAGACUCGCAGUCGAUGUUAUGGUAAACUCUACUGACGUUUCCUUUUCCGGCAUGGGUACCUUGGAUCGCACGGUUUUCAAGAAAGGUGGGCCGGGGCUACGUUGGGAAGUCGAAGCUGAGCAGAUCGGACCAUGCAAAGUGGGUGAUGUCAAAGUAACUCCUCCUUUCCUCCUACCAGCCAAGCACGUUGUUCAUGUCGUGCCGCCUGGUCAAUUCAGAAAGGAUACCAAGACGAUCUUGAGAGGCAUCUACCGGGAGAUUCUACACACUGCCGUGGAACUGAGGGCGACAUCCGUCGCAAUACCCAGCAUCGGAACUGGCAUGCUGAACUAUCCGCGACGUGACUGCGCAUCAUUAGCCAUGGAGGAAGUGAAACGAUUCCUGGAAUCCGCAGAACCGGCUAACGUUCUCCACAAAAUCAUCUUCGUGGUCUUUUCCUCCAAUGACGAGUUCGUUUACAAGAGCCUUCUGCCGGUCUACUUUCCGCCGCCGAAACGCAAGGUUUCCGAUGCAUCACAACGCGAGGAGCAGACCUCCGCUCAACACCAGGCAGCGAUGACCAUAGAUGACCACAUGCGAAACGAAGCUGAGCGAGAAGAGAAAAAACAUGAGAUACGAGAAAGAUUUGCACAAGACACCCCACUUCCAGCGUCUGUUCGACAAACUGAGGAGACCCGAGAAGACUCGUCUUCAUCAAAGCCAUCUGCUACAAUUCUUCCUGCCUCGUCUGACUUGCGGAAGCUGUCCGAGGUCAAUGAGGAAGUUAGACAAAUGCGUUACCGACAAAUCAUUCAACAGACGCAGAUGUGGACCCACGAGUCCCGCCCCAUGGAUAAGAGCGAAGAACAUGCAUUGUUCCAAUUCGAAUCGCAUGUUGACGACUGUGAUACGUGUCAUAAUGGAUUAUAUGAGAGGCGCCAUGAACUCUGCCAACAGGGCUACCGUCUUGGAGAAGACAUAUGGCAGCGUGUGGAAAUGUCUCCACAUGCAAACGUUCAUGCCAGAAGAGAUAGAUAUAAAUUGGAGGUACCAGCGGAUCGUUUGCCUAGCUCCAUGCUUUUGCUCUCGACUAUCGCGCAAAGCGCUACGCAAAGCACACAGACGGAAAGUGGCCUUGGAGAUCCGUUCUUCCAGACAGUCACACCUCGCGAGGUAAAACCAAAGGACCCGGCUCAUGAAGAUGGAAAUGCGUCACACCAUUCCGCAGUUGAAGUUGCAAACUCCACUGCGUCGGUUACAGAGCCACCUGGGGUAAUCCAUGCGUCGGUCCUUGCUCCGUUGACAUUCGGGGACUGGGUGCACUCCAUUCUCCAUAUCCAUCGGAGCAAGAUCGAGCUAUAUCAUACAAACAACUAUUCUGAAGGCAAUCCGUAUGCGACGAUAGAUCUCCGUGGUGCCAGUUCAUCUUUGACUCGAGGCGCUACAUUGGACUACUCUAACCAGCAGGGGCAGGCUAGAGCUGCAGACUAUCAACAAGCGCUGUCCUAUCACAACUGGAUGUUGAAGAACGGUUACCCGAACCACCCACCGCCUUCUCCUCGAACCCCAGAUGCUUCCGCUGUGCGUCUACCUCCACACGCAACGUCUUUGCUUGUGGAGAAAUUGGAAGAAAUGGAAGGGAAAGGAACACAGAGAGUAGAUAGAAUUCGGGUGAUGGAACGAUGGCAUUUUCUCGACGCACUAGCUCCCGAAGCUCCAGCGCUGUUCGACGCUCUCCAACGGCUUGUCAACCGUAACAACAAGACCCAGAGAGAUCUGGCAACGCUUUGGACGAUCGGAAAUGAAACCGACAAAGACUACCUCGAUAAGCGGGAGAAGGGCCUGCAGUCUUCCGCACAUGUCUCGAAAGAUGUCGCGUCCAGUUCAGCCGGCGGACCCGAUGAUAUGAAACCGACUUUAGGAGAGGAUACGCAGUCCGAAAAGAUUCUUGCAUAUCUUUCCUAUGAUCUAAAGACACGAAGUGGCUCCUACAUAGGACAAACCACCAACAAGAUUGCUGACGCAGUUGAUAUUGACGUCGGUCUGGUCAAUACGGUAUUGCACACCCUUGCUGCACAUGGACGCGUGCACAACACUAUCAAUGACGAUACCUGGGUUAUCUCGGAAGAGGCUAAGGAGCUUCCUCCGAUUGAACAAGUGCUCCGACCACCAGAAUCAGGCGAUGGUUACCCAUUCACUUCAGCUGGUCCGUCUACUCUAGCUGAUCGAAUAGUAUCAUGCUUGAGUACCAGAGCCCAGGGGUUAUCUCUAAAGGAUUUUGGUCGCGAACUUCAGGCUUCUGAUUCAGAACUUGUUAUGAUGAUACACUCAUUAGCAUUGAACGGAUACAUCGCGUUUGAAGACGAUAAACGCACGUGGAUUUUGACCGACUUGGGCGAGCAAAAGGCAGUCGAGAUACGAGUGAGAGGGGAAAGAGACGCCAUACGAGACACUGAAACGUUUGCCCCGAAUGAGAAUUCACCAAGCGAACUAUCCGAGCGUGCUCUAUCUUACUUGAAAAGCCUGCCUGGAAUAAGCGAAAACAUAUCAGAUCUCGCGGCUACUUUUGAUACCCCGGUUGCAGAGCUCCGACCGGUACUCGACAAGCUGGAGUCUGAGGGUUUAGUAGAGCACCAGGAUGAUAAUUCCAGUUGGACGGCAUCGCUUUCAACAAACCAGCAAGCUGAUAUCCCACAUCCUCCAAUGUACCCAUCUGCUUCUACCAGAGACCAUCGACCUGUUUCACCGCAACUACGACAUACAAGGUCGCUAGAUUUCAACUCACCUACACCGCCCGGUAUUCGUACGCCUUCCUUGCGUAGUACAUCACCAGCAGUAGAGUCUACCAUGGAGACUAGUCACAUUGAUGACGAAUCAAGCGAAACGAGGUCCAGGGUAAGCCGGGGCGAACAAAUGUUUCAUCGAUUUAAUCUCCCAAAUCCAACAUCCUACCGCGGUCCUGAAUUCCCGCACAACGAUUAUUUCGUGCCGGAACAGCAAGAUGUGGAACGUCCUGCGAUCGAGGCAAAGAGGUCUACAGAAGGAUCCAGCUGGAGAGAUGGAACGGGUGCGAAACAAAGGAAACAGACCAGAUCCACUAGAGAAAUAGCAGAAGAUAUCGACGAAGACCUGCAAGAAGGUACGGCAAGUAGCUUGAGACGAGCCAGGAUGGCAAAGGAAAAGAAACACAAAAGAUCGAGUAAAGUAGCAGCUAAAGAUAUCGACGACGAAUUGGAGUACUACGAUGGGCAGGAGGAGGACUUCGUGGAUGAUGAGGAAGAUACGAAAGUGCAGGGUCAAUGA